Messenger RNA from Leptinotarsa decemlineata (Colorado potato beetle), 909 nucleotides. RefSeq lists its product as uncharacterized. Gene Ontology annotation, biological process: vesicle-mediated transport; protein secretion. The record is from RefSeq and is a predicted model, not a curated record. NCBI's taxonomy places the organism in Eukaryota, Metazoa, Arthropoda, Insecta, Coleoptera, Chrysomelidae. Gene Ontology annotation, cellular component: Golgi membrane.
AGACUUUUUGACAUACUAAAAAAAACAAAGAUAAUUUAUCUAUUUAUCAUUAGUAGACAUAGGAAAGAUGGUAAAGUGAAUUGGGAUAUUUAGGAAUUGGAGGAGUUUAGUGAGAAUAAUUAUUUCCGACUUAGAAUUGCUUGAGAUUAGAAAAUCCUUGAGAUGUCAUCUGCAACAAUGCCUCUUCUAGAUGAUGAUACGAUUGCUUUUGGUGAAGAGGAUGAAACGAGAAAUAAAAAUUCAUUAGUGCAUCCUUAUGUGACCUUUUUUCACUUAGUAUUCAGAGGAGCUGCUGUUGUGGCAUACAUGUUUUGUGGGUGGUUUAGCAAUAGUUUCAUAACAAGUUUCAUCAUUGUGAUUUUGUUACUUUCAAUGGAUUUUUGGACAGUAAAGAAUAUUACUGGAAGGUUAAUGGUUGGCCUGAGAUGGUGGAAUUACGUGGAUGAUGAAGGAAAAUCACACUGGGUUUUUGAAUCUCGAAAGGGCCAAUCGCAGAAUCGAGUGAAUGAAAGAGAGGCUCGAAUAUUCUGGACCGCUCUAGUUUUAACACCUUUAUUAUGGAGUGUGUUCUUUAUAGUUGCUUUACUUGGGUUGAAACCCAGAUGGAUGCUACUGGUCACCAUUGCACUGGUUUUGAACGGAUCAAAUCUUUAUGGAUACAUCAAGUGUAAAGUGGGUAAUAAAGAGAGCAUAGGUACUAUAACUUCAGAUUUUUUUCGAAAACAAGUUAUCCAGAAUGCUGUUUCCAUUGUUACUCGUCAAAAUCAAACUUCACAAGCAAAUCCUUUGAGCCAGCCAACCAAUACUGUUUAAAACAAAUAGGGUCAAGAAACUACUCUUAUUUAUAUGAUGUGUAUAUGUAGUAGGUAUUAUAAGUUCUGAUAAUUUUUAAAUAUAUGUUAAUGAAUA